UUGUACAUGGAAUACAUUAAAAUUUUUAAUGUAAUCGAUAUUUUAUAAGAACCCACAAAAACUAAAAAGAUUACUAAAUAAAUAAUGUUCUUUUUGAACUAUUAAUUAAAAUACUAUUGUAAAAAUGAUGGCUGCAAGAUUUAUUUCAUUCUUUUGUGUAUUUAUGAUGUAUUUUAUCGGAACUCAAGCUUCUAAUCACUGGAUGGUCACUGAAAGUGGUUUAAUUCAACCUAGGAUUGACUCGCCUUUCAACUUGGAUCGCCCUUACGAUCUCUUAGCAUUUUUAAAUCAGGAAAAAAGAUGGGAUACUGUUUUUGAAAUUUAUAAUGAUCUAUCAAGUAGACAAGCAAUUAUUGAUACUCUUUGGGCUGAUGUUGAAAAAGACACUAAUAUGGGAGUUAAAAUAGCGCAUAAUGAACAUUGUGUUAAAGCUGGUAAUGUGAACGUUAUAGAUUGGUAUGCGGCUCUGUUAGAAGAUGGAUCAAAGAAGAUCUCUGGCAAAGAAUUUCUUCUGCCUAUUCCUUAUUAUGGCCCUAAUACUGACAUGCCCGAUUGCAAACGAAUCUCUUCAUUGGCAUUUAGUAUGUUUGCAUUUGAACAUUUAGAAGGUAUGUUACAACGAGACAAUCUCACUGUGAAUCCUGAAUUUGUCCUGCCAGAGCUGAUAUCUCCCAUCAUGACCCUAGAUCAAUUUGGUCACUGGUUGACAACUAUGCUUCAACGCAAUAACUCCUCCUGGCUGUAUUAUCACAUGGCCUCACUGUAUUGGCGGAUUAGGGGAAACGCACCUAAAGCUAUUGAGUGUAGCCGACGUGCUUUGCACUAUGUACCGAGGGUGUAUAAAGAUAUUGCUCUUGGAAGUCUUGGAAUGAUUUUACACAGAAGCAGCAAAACCAACGAUGCUAUAGUGGUUUUAAAUGCAGCCAUCGAUCAUGAUCCAAAUAACUAUGUUAGUCAUUUUGCUAUUGCAAAUGCCUAUACAGUCAUUGGAGAUUUCAAUACUUCUAUAAAGUAUUAUGAUAAAACACUUAAGUUAAAUCCGAGGAUGGAAUUGGCUGCGAAACAUAAGUCUGGAACGCUGUGCCACGCAAAAUUAGGAUUAAGAAUUAAGUCAAUUAGACAGACAUUUAACAAGUUGCGUGAAGAAUUAAAGGAAUAUACCAAGAAGGAAACGAAAUAUCUUAAAGUGCAGGCUGAGUUCCUUGGCACUAUAAGACAUCCUGAUGAUUUCGAAUACAGAAACGUAGACAAAACAUUCGAAAGAAUGGCUGAGAUAACGGGUUUGAAAAUGAAAGAUAUGAAAAUGAAAAUUGAUAAAAAUUCCCUUAUAAAGUAUUUUCUGGACGGUCUCAUAUAUAACGACGACAAGUUAGCCAGAGCCGGCGUUGAUGGCAUCGAUACGAUAUACAGCUUAGAGAGGCUUGUCAUACACAUCAAUACAAAUUCAAACGGUCAGAACGAACCGUUCCAUGACCACCCCAGUUUCUCUAUUAACAUUAAGGAGAAAGUCAAACCUUCCGAACAAAAAACUGCAAAACCGGUUUCUCGAGAUGAGAAGAAAGAAUACCAUCUGGUCAUUGAGAAGAAACCUGCUGCGGAUGAAGAAUUAUCAGAAUUUGAGACUGGAAUUAUUAUGUAUCCCCCAACUAUAACAAUAAAUAGGAACAUAGAGGACUUUGACAAGGAGAUGGAGUGGCCAUCGAAUAAACUUUGCAAGGAAUCAGCCCAUAAAUUCCCUGAGAAUGUUGAGGCUAUAUUCCCUGUCUUCUUGCCUUUCGAGAACAAAGGCAUUAGAAUGAAGUCUCUAUUAACCGAGAAGCUCGGCGUGGCAUUAACCGAAGAGUACGAGCUGCCGUGGUAUCCGCCAUCUUGUGACCGGGAUGGGAGUUCGUCGGGAAAAAAAUCACACAAACCUCAAUUCACAUAUGAAGUGGUGGACACGGGGUUUUUGAGGCAAAAGUUAUUGGAAUAUGUGAGCGAUGGAAAGAGUGAGGACGCGGCACACAUGCAGGACGCCGAAAUAGGGCAUAGGAUAUACAUCGCUAUGAAGAAGAAACUGGCGCCACGUUGGUUGAUACUAACUCUCUCAUCUUUGUACUGGAGAGUCCGAGGCCAGCCGUGGUCCGCUCUGAGUUGUCUUCGCGCCGCUGUUAAGGUGGCGAAGCCGCGCUAUAAGGACCUGGUGCUGGUUUCUCUAGCCUCCGUACAGUUGGAAAUAGGUCUGGCUGAUGAAGCGAUGACUAACGCCGAAGAGGCCUUCCGCAUGAGCUUCUAUGAGCCAGCUACAAAUUUCCUGAUCGCUGAACUGAGUAUGCUCCGCAAACAUCGGAACACACACAUGUUCCACUUGAAGCAAGUGGUUAGAGUUGAACCAGGUUUCAUGGGCGGUCUUGCCAGGGAGCUUCUGCUGGCCUGGGCCUGUAUACUGAAACAGGUCGUCGCUCUGAGAGAGAUGGAUUACGUGAAGGGCGCCAUCUGUACUCAGGUUCAACCGCUCAUGGACUUAGUCUGUCAAGAGGACGAAAUCAACUGUAAAUCGCCCAACAUACAAUGUUAUACCAAUCACGACACGAGCUCUCUCGUCCGCAUGAUGGACGAAUCCGAUACGGACUCCCUUUUCGCGAUCAGUGAAAAUUUCUUUGAUCCGCUCAUCGAGAACACUCCGGCCGACCGCGGUGAGAGAUUAGCCCACCACGCCAACUUCGACAGCAUGAUAACAACCAUUGAGUCUAUAUACUCCGGAUGCGGGAACAAGAAAUGUGCAAAUCUUGGUCCAGAAGAGGCCGGUGUUAAAGAAGAGGAUUGUAAUUAUCAGCACCUACAAAUGGGACAUUGGUUUCACAUCGUUAGCUUCAGGCAACUGCUCGCAGAUUCCAAGUUAGAACUACCCACAGAAAUAUCAUCAAUACAAGUGAAUAGUAAGAAGAUCCCUGAAUGUCGUCUGCCGGCCGAGUUGGACGACUUCUACUUGGAGAAGAUCGCUCGAGCUGAUACAGAGGGUUGGAAACCCGUCAUGACACUGAUGCAUCAGUUCUCUGAAAUGUUUGACUCAUAUGACUUCAAUACGUUGGGCUCGAAGAUCGCGAAGUAUGUGGAUAUGCGUCCUCGUUGGUGGGCGGGUCUGGUGGCGGCCGGCUGGUGGUGUGGUGCCGGUGGGCGCGGGUCGUGCGCCGCUCGCUGCCUCGCCGCCGCUCACAGAUACGCUCCAAACAAAUACGCUACUUACCCACUAAGAUCCCUGGUCGCCAUGUUACAUAUGCAAUCAAAACAACAGGACGCCAAACAGAUCGCCUACCUGUCUUUCUACAUGUCACCCAAGAAUAAAAUAGAGGCUUUCCUUGUAGCCGUAUCACACGCGUAUCUGGCCGAGUACGAGCAAGCUAUGUGGAUGUAUCGUUAUGCUCUCACUUUCGACGCUGACUUCGUUCCGGCCAAAGCGAGCAUACAUUCAACCAUAUGCCUCCUUUUAUAUCGUGACGGGAAAGCACAAUUUAUGGAAUAAAUUUGCAUGAAAUUUUAAAAAUUAUAUAUCAAUAUAUAUUAUUCCGAUCGCCCCAGUGUCGACUGAGGAAGAUAAUCUUGGUUAAGUAUUUUCUUUGUCAUUUUGUGAAUUUUCUUAACCUACUUGAUAUUAUCUCAACAACAAUAAUAACUUGUCUUGUAAGUCGCCAUAUUGUAACUGUUAGCUUAAAUAACUGCAGUUUAUUUAAUAAUUUUGUAUCCCUUCUCCUUCGAGACUUUUGGACUUUGUUUGACAAUUUUAUGUUUAAAAUAAUUUAAAAUUCAAUGUAAGUACACAAAAGCCCGAAUCGAAUGAUUAUUUUUGUAAUGAUUUUUUAUUUUAUUUUUUAUAAUACAAAGAUUCGUCGACAUUUAGUUAAACUAAGUACUUAAUGAUCACAAAACUGUUAUCUAGAAAUGUAUUUUGGCAAGUGUGUUCUAUUGCAUUAUAAAAACGAAUAAGCCUGAUAUUCAAAAAAAAAAAAAUUGACAUUAUAAUCUUCUUCCAAGACCGUUCUUCCCAAUUAUUUGUGGUCGGCCUAGUCCUGCGUUUCAUAAAGGGCGAUUUGUGGCGAGAGCUUUCUUUUGGUUUUUUUCAUUCAAGUCCUUUUGAACCGUCGUCAGCAAAGUGCCGGGGGGCCUGCCACGUUUCCGCUUCGUCGUUGGCAAGUUCAAUGCAUUUUUGGCCAUGUGGUCUUCCGGUCUUCUUUGAACAUGGCCGUACCAUCGUAAGCGUUUCUCUAUAACUUUAUCUACAACGGGAGCUUCUUUGAAGCUACCUCUGACAUACUCGUUUCUAAGUUUCCACGUUUUUGUCGAUUGUUCCAUCGUGACUUAUAAUAGAACAUGGAUAUUUAAAAGUAUCUACCUGAGGAAGCGGGGUGUUCUCAUUGUACACUUUGAUGUACUCUCUGUUUGUGACACAAUCAGAAACACGGAUGUAGGUCACAUAACUUCCGUGUGUGGCUGAGGGUUACGUUUCCUGGGAUGUUCUAUGUUAAGAAUGUGUUUGUAAUAUUCAACCCAUCUUGAUUUUACUUCAUCGUCAUCAGCUAAGAACUUAUCAAUUUUGUCUUUUAUAUAUUUUACGAAUGGUAUAUCCUCUGUGCUUUGAUAUCUACUUUUUGCUAUUUUAUGGACACCGUAUCGUGUUGUCGCCAUCUCCAGGUUUUUAUAACAUUCUUGGCUGGAAAUAUGUUUAGUGAGUGCCAUGUGUCUCUUCGUUUCUUUCUUUAAUUGGUCACAUUUUAAACGGUCUGAUCCUUUUCAUGAGGCUACUUUAACUUUUACAGAUUCGUCCCACCAGUUUGUUUCCUUAAAGGGACCUCUUCUUUUCUUCGCUCAUCCUAGAUGGUUGUCUGCGUUUCUUGAGUAGGUAUCUCUAAUAAUAAUUUGUAAAGUACGUCCCAGAAUAUAUCUUUAUUAAAUUCUUCGCUUCCCGAUCGUGGAGCGUAAAUCGAGAUGAUGUUCAUGCUUGGUUGGUUGUCGAGGGUAAUUUUGAGUAUUAUUCGAUGGCUUACCCUAACGAAACUUGCCAAUCUCCCGAUAAGUCUUCCGAGAGUAUUACGCCUACUCCAUUUCUAUUGUUAGUUUCGCCAUAAUCAAUCAAUUUGUAGCCGUUGCUUAUGUUUUUAGAAUUUGAGCCCCUCCAUUUACUAUCUUGUAAACAGCAUGCAUUAAUACAACGCCUCUUACGGCCGUCACUGAAUUCUGACUUCUGUCCGUCAUAGAACUAACGUUAAACAUAGCAAUUCGUAGCGAUGCGCAUCUGUAGUUCUGACUGUCGCUUCGGCGGGAAGCCCUAACAUAUAUACUCAUAUUCUUAUUUUGUACUCCCAUAUUUGGACAAGGAAAGGGUUUGGCUGUGUUAUUUUACGACCUGUUGUUACCUGACGUGACCCUCGUGGAGGGCCUGGGGGCCGCCGUUGACCCGAAAGUUCUUCCGCCGCCUCCCCUACUGAGUCCUCCACCCAGCACUCAGCACGUCUGCAGCCUUUACUUAGAAUAUGUCUAAGAAACCUGUAGAUGGGGUUUGAUGACGGAGUUUCCAUCUCCGGCCUUGUGGUCCGCGGGAGGUAUUUUGUUUCUCUUCUGCCCCCUGGAAAGAUUUAUCCUUUCAGCGAGCAUCCCACUAUCCGCCGCUUGUGGACGCGGGCUCGGGAAUCAGGCUACCUCGACCCCUUUAUGACAAUAUAAUAUUUCAAUUAUCAUUGAAACUAACAUAUUUAUUAACAGCUUCAAAGAGUUAUAUAAGAGUGUCAUAUCCUGAAUAGACAAUAGUUUUGCCUUUCCAGUAAAUGUUUUUUAAUCUGUCAAUGACAAACGUCACUGAUGACAGUUCACAAUUCACAUCAAAUAGAAUUCACAAUUUUUCUUACGUUAAAACAAUUUAGAUUUUCUAAUCGUAGUAUUUUCAAUCAAGCCUUACAAUAUAAUGUUUUUAUAUUAGAUAUUAAUGCAUCUUUUACCUUAAUAAAACAAAUUCACAUAAAUAAACUCUGUAUUAUGAUAGUGUUACAUACAUUUUUAAUCAACUUAUCGUGUACUAAGUAAGUUAUAGUAAGUGUUUAACAGAUUCUCGUAUUAACGGUAGCAGUGGUAUAAUCAUUCAAUAUAUGAAUCUCAGUAAUAAUCCAUAAGUGUGUCGAAUAUAAAUUUUGAUCUUUUAUUUUUGGGAACAAAAAAAUUAUAUUGCUCAUAAUUUGAUUCUGAUCAAAGAACAAAUGAUAAUUUUAUUAUUAUGGCCUUUAUUUUGAUUUUAAAUCAUUAUAUGUUACGUUAAUCGCAUUUACACACACCAGUCAGUUGUGUUCAAGCAAAUUUUGAAUAGUUUUUUUUUUAUUUAAUUUCAUAGUUUCACAGCUCUCGUAACACACUAAUCGAUUUCUUUUUAAGGUUGACACAUUUAGUUUACUAUAUUUUAGUUUCUUAGACAGUAAUUUUUUACUUGUAUUUAUAAUGUUUGUAUGAAUUUUGAAAAUUUAUCCGCUGUCUCUUCCUAACACAAGCUUCCAUUGUAAUUCAUAUCUAGACAGUGUGUCAUGAAUUUUCUUAUCUCAAUUUACUACAAUUACGUUUUACUUUUGUUAUUUUUGUGUUUCCUCUAUUCUGUCUAUUUAGAAACUUCAUUGAAUCAGUACAUAAUUAUUUUUAUUACAUUUUAUUUAACUGUCAUAUUCGAGGCCUUAUAUUUUGUUAAUUGAAAAAUAAUGUUCUUAAAAAUUGUCAUGUUUGUUACAUAAGUGUUAUUUUUUUUGUAUUCGCAUAGUGUUUUAAGACUGAUGUUAAUUUUGAUUAUUCUAAUAAAGGACAAUUAUGAAUA
Danaus plexippus (monarch butterfly) is the source of this 6823-nucleotide messenger RNA. Its product is annotated as tetratricopeptide repeat protein 17. The record is from RefSeq and is a predicted model, not a curated record. Gene Ontology annotation, biological process: actin filament polymerization. The transcript has 19 exons. The coding region runs from base 125 to 3502 and encodes 1125 amino acids. NCBI's taxonomy places the organism in Eukaryota, Metazoa, Arthropoda, Insecta, Lepidoptera, Nymphalidae. Gene Ontology annotation, molecular function: protein binding. Gene Ontology annotation, cellular component: cytoplasm; actin cytoskeleton.